AUGUUUUAUUACUAUUUUCGUUUCUUUAAUUUCAUAUGUAGUAUUUUUGGCUUAAGAAAGCCUUUCAUAUUUUCAAAUGUAAAUAACCACACACUCAUAUCAAUAUUAAAUAAAUUUUGGUGUCUUCUUAUAGUUUGUGGCAUUAUUGUAACUCAUUUGAUCGCCAUAAAAUUCGACCUGCGGUUCAACAUCAAACAGAACUUGAGCGAAAUUUCAAAUAUUAAUAAUCUUAUUAUAAACGUGAUCAUUCUACUGAACAAUAUACGAAAAGAGAAUAUAUAUAUUGAAAUAUACCGAACUACAAUAAAGAUGCUUAAUGAUUUAAAAAUAAAUAGAACGUGUGUGAAGAUGAUUUCCACAAAGCUCUACCUGUGGUUUACCAUACAUAGCGUCACGUUUAUUAUUUUUAUGUCUUUAGAAGUGAUUUUCUGUAAUCCACCUUACCUAAUGGUCAUAAGAAUUCCACUGUUCUUAGCUAUUUUUCAUUUAAUAAUACAUUUAUCCUUAAUCGCGACUAUUUUAAACUCUGUGAAUUGUAAUAUUAAAGAAAUUUUGAGAAAUAAUCUUUACGAAAAUUCUGGAUCAAACAUUUAUUUUAAAAAUCGUCAACAAUUCAAAUCAAGAUUAUUUUAUUUAUUAAAACUUAAAAUGUAUUUUAUAGAAAUAGAACCAAACUUACACUUAAAUUUAAAAAUAUUGUGCAAAAUAUACGAUGACUUAUGUACUUGCAUUCGUCUAUUACAGAAGUGUCACGGGAUGGAGGUUUUUCUUACGAUUUGGGUGAUGUUUACAAGCGCGGUUACAACAAUAACCUUGAUUUCUAAUAACGAGACUGAUCACCCUUGGUUAGAAGUGUUGCGAGGCGUUCAAGUAUUUGUUUGGUUUGUUGUAGCAUGUUAUCUAGACGAACAAAUAAAACAAGAAGUUGAAACCGUUGAAUUAUAUUUUAUUAAAUAUUUGAUCGAUUUUAAAUACAAUCAUGUUAAAAGGGAAGUCCUGCAGACGUUUAAAUUAAUUGUUAGCAAUAACCGUCUGCAGUUCAAGGCUUUUAAUCUCUAUCGUCUCAACUUUGCGACAAUACUUGGCACUAUCGUGUCCGUUAUUACUUAUAGCGUCAUAUCUAUGCAAUUCUUCUAA
This is a messenger RNA of Vanessa tameamea, 1137 nucleotides long. RefSeq lists its product as uncharacterized. Gene Ontology annotation, biological process: sensory perception of taste. NCBI's taxonomy places the organism in Eukaryota, Metazoa, Arthropoda, Insecta, Lepidoptera, Nymphalidae. Bases 1 to 1137 code for a protein of 378 amino acids. Gene Ontology annotation, cellular component: membrane. The transcript is spliced from 4 exons. The record is from RefSeq and is a predicted model, not a curated record.